CUCCAUCACUUAUCUCCCCUUGUUCUACUUUAUCCAUUGUGCGACUCUACUCUACGUCAGUCUGCGACUAGGACGUCUUCACACACACACACACUACACAGCAGCCGCUGCAUACCUUGCCGCUUCGUCCCAGGCCUCGUACACACACACCCGGCCUCGAACACCACCACCACCACCCCCACACACCAACCCCUCCUCCCCCACUCGACUUGUGUUGUUCAAGUCGACGCAUCACACACCCACUCCCACACCCACAUCACCACCACCACCAUGCCGCCCCCUCCCCCCGCCCCUCCCGUCUUCUACUCGUUCCCCGACAACCAGAAGCUUGUCGACUCGCUCGCCAACUUUGUGAUCAAGGCGCAGCGCGAUGCCGUGGAGAAGCGCGGAAAGUUCACCAUUGCCCUUUCUGGCGGUUCGCUCGCCGCCAACCUGCGCGGUCUGGCUGGACAGGAGAAUGUCCAGUGGGACAAGUGGGAGGUCUUCUUCUGUGACGAGCGUGCCGUGCCGCUCGACUCGGAGGACUCAAACUACCACUCAAACUAUGUCUCGUUCCUGCAGCACGUCCCCAUCCCACCAAAGCAGAUCCACACCAUCAACCCGGCCUACCUUGACGACCUCGAGGAGCUGGCUGACGACUACGAGAAGCAGCUUGUUGGCCACUUUGCCGCUUCCAACGCCGCCCGCUACCCCACUUUCGACCUGAUGCUCCUCGGUAUGGGCAAGGAGGGCGAGACGUGCUCCCUGUUCGCUGGACAUGAGGUGCUGAGCGAGCGUGACGCCUGGGUCACUUCGCUGGAUGACGCGCCAAACGGACCCAAGAGGCGUAUUACCAUGACCAUCCCCGUCCUCACUCACUGCUACCGCGCCGUCUUUGUCGUCUCUGGCUCAGAAAAGGCCGAGCUGCUCCACACUGUGCUUGACGAGCCCGAGACUGGCCUGCCCUGCUCGCGUGUCCGCCCAGCCGCCCCUGGUCUCGUGUUCUGGUUCGCCGAUGCCGACGCCGCCCGCCUGACCAAGUACCCUCCCACCACCUUCAGGUGGAUCGACAACCAGAAGGAGGCCGAGGAGGCGGUUGCCGCUGCCAAGGAGAGAGCUGCGCGCCGCGCGGCCCAGGACGCCGAGUAGUUUGUCCGAGUUCGUCCCCCUCAUUCCCGCCCACCGUAUCACCGAGACGAGAUGAGAUACCGCGCGACGGUGUCACCGCGGCGCUGAGCGUUCUAAAUAUCAAUGCAGAUGUACACAGCUAUGAGUAG
Vanrija pseudolonga is the source of this 1256-nucleotide messenger RNA. RefSeq names its product putative 6-phosphogluconolactonase. Bases 271 to 1128 code for a protein of 285 amino acids. Lineage: Eukaryota; Fungi; Basidiomycota; Tremellomycetes; Trichosporonales; Trichosporonaceae. The record is from RefSeq and is a predicted model, not a curated record. Gene Ontology annotation, biological process: pentose-phosphate shunt; carbohydrate metabolic process. The transcript has 5 exons. Gene Ontology annotation, molecular function: 6-phosphogluconolactonase activity.